Messenger RNA from Didymodactylos carnosus, 4737 nucleotides. The record is from the annotation of a GenBank genome assembly. Lineage: Eukaryota; Metazoa; Rotifera; Eurotatoria; Philodinida; Philodinidae.
AUGUUGAUUUUUGAGUCAACAGCGUGUUUAAAACAUUAUAAUAAUCAAACGGAUACGGUUGUCAAUGCUUUAUUAGAAAAUACUGUACCAGAAUGGUUAAAAACAUCCGCUAUUAAUAACGAAAAAGGAAAAAAUGGUAUUGAUAUUUGGGAUGUUAAUGAUGAAAAUUCUACGUUAAAAAAUGAUCUGUUUUUAUCAGAAAAACAUAAUAUUUAUAAUGGGGAUGAAUUUGAUAUAUUUGAUCAGGAUACGAAUAUUGAUUUAGCAAGAAUACAUCAUCUUGAUGAUAAAAGUCAUUUGGCUGAUCAGCGUGAACGAUAUGCGAGAUUAGGAGUUGUUGCCGACUUUGACUAUGGUGAGGAGUAUGAUGAUGAAUAUGAUGAUACAUAUGCAGAUGGAUUAGUCGAAGUGGAUGAUACGAUUGAAAGCGAAUUAAAUUUAAUGAAAAAUGAAAACAAAGAGAAGGGUAUUAUGCCAAAUAGAUUUAGAGCAAACAAUAAUGAGAGUGAAGAUGAAGAUGAUGAAUCUAAACCUCGACGUGAUCAAUUUGUCGAAAAUCCAGAAGUGGUGCGCGAACGAUUUCUUCAACGACAAAUGCAAUGGCAACAGCGGCAUCAACGUCCAGCACAACAGACUCAACAACCAGAACAGUACGAUGUUACGGGCACUGCUCGUGGUCGAGGACAAUCUUCUACUGUAGUUCAUAAUCGUCGAUGGAAAAAUCAAACUAAAUCUACACAUGGUAACCACAAUCGACGCGAUCUUGCAUCCAGAAAAAUGGCACAUCUAAGGAUGUCCACAUCUUCUCCAAUCGACAAUGAUGGACAACAGGUUCAUUAUUUAAAUUUGUGUUGGUGGUGGCCGUGGUGGUUAAAAACAAAACGAUUUGAAAAACUGAAGCAAUUCAAUUGUGGCAACCGGAAAUAUUCAACAACAAAAAGUCAAAAGGAUGAUCGAGUACUAUUAAAUUACAUUGAAAAAUCAACAAGAAGAAAAAAGCGAUCAGAGAGCAUGGAAGUUCAAACGGCAGCUGAUGAAGAGGAUGAUAACAACAGUAAAGAUAACGCUGAUGGUAGUAGACCAAAAACACGACGUGCCGAACGUUCGAAUCUUGCCAGUUUGGCCUCUCCUGUCUCCGAAUCAUAUCAGCGAAGUCAGGCAGUACAUGUAGCUAAUCUACUUCAUGAGGCAGGUCUCACAGAUGUUUUACAUUCAGACUGGUCAGAACAAAUUAAAUAUUUUUUAUCUGAACGUUCAUAUUUGAUUCAUCAAAUUGAAAUUAUUCGUAGCCAAUAUGGAAUUAUUAAAAAACGUUUAGAUGAAUCUGAGACGGAAAAUGAAAAACUUUUAACAGAAAAUCGAAUAUUAUCAAAAGAAGUUCUCUUAUACCGAAAUCUUAUUAAUGCUCCACCAUCGGCUGAUGGUAAUUCCAAAGAUUAUACACAGUUGAGAUCAAAAAUCGAUCAAGUUCUUCUAGAAAAUGCACGAUUAUAUCAAGAAAUAAAUGCAUUUAAAACAAGUGAUCCCGUUUACGAACAAGUGCAAAUAUUAGAAGAACAAAAGAAACAAUUAGAAAAAGAUUUUAAUCGUUUAAAAGCACAAUUAAAAUUGAACGAAUCCUCGGUAAUAACGUCGAUAUCAGACACGACAAACGUAUCACCUAAACGUAAUAAAAUUGAUGAACAACAACGACAACAAAUCACUCGUCUACAAACAGAAAAUCAUACACUAAAUUCAAAAUUGAAUAGCGCCACAGAUGAGUGUGAACAAUUACGUUUAUUAAAUAAAAAAUUAAUAUCAGACAUUGAACAACUUAGACAGGUACGUUCGCCGACUAUUCUUUCGGCAACUAAAAAUACUAAUUAUUUGUCAACUAUUAUUGAUAGUUCUACUACAACUACUAAUCGUGAUCAUAAAGCAAAAUCAAAAUCUCGGGCACAUCGUUAUACAACUGAAAUAGUACCAUUGACACAGUCAAAUUUGAAAUAUUUCGAUUCAUCAUCAAGAAAAAGCCUUACAUCACCAAUAUCACAACGAACAACACCUGAUCAUGAAAUUGUUGAAUUACGUGAACAUGUACGCCGUCUGGAGAAUACAUUACAUCAACGAGAAAUUGAAUUAGGUAAACUUCAGCAAGAAAUAGAAAAAGGAACAAGUUCAAUUAUGAGUUCGAUUGAGGAUUUAUUUCUUAUAUCUACUCCACCACCGUCUACUCAACAAUCACCAUCAAAAGGAUCAACAUCACACGAUAAAGAACUUGUUUUACCAUUACCACGCUCAACUGUUGUUAAUACGUUGAGUUCAUCAUUAGUUGUAUCAACAACAGAUGAAAUUGAACGAUUGCAAACGGAACUAGAUCAAUUACAUGAUAAAUUAGAUGAUAUAAGUCGAGAAAAUCAAUUAUUAAGAGAUCGAGUACAAGAUUGUGAAACAGUAGAAGAAGAAAAUGUGUUUUUAUAUGCUAAAAAGCAAAAAUUAGACGAUGAAAUUGAACGUGGUAGAAUGAGAGAAUUGUUAAUUGAACAAGAAUUAAAAUUAUUACAAGAUAAACUAAAAGGAGCAGAAGGUAAUCGUGAUAAUAAAGGUGGACAAUCAACAAUAAUGGAUACUAGUCAAACAAUAGGAAAUAUUUCAAAUAUGAAAUUAAAAAUAGAUCGAUUACAUCGAGUAAAUAAUCAAUUAGAAUUAGAAGUUAUUGGUCUCAGAGAUGAACUUCAAUUAACAAAUAAUAAAUAUGAGCAAUGUAAACGUGAAUUAUAUCAAAAAGAUGAACAUUAUAAAAAAUUAUUAGCAAUCAUUGAAGAUAAUCAACGUUUUCCACAGGAAUUACCUCGAUUAGAAAAAUUGAAUGUUGAACUCGAAAAUCAAUUAGAAAAUCAGAAAAAAGAGUAUGAUAUUAAAAUUCAUGAUUUACAAGAACGUAAUGAAAAACGUGAACAAAAAUACAGUUCACUAUAUGAAUCUAUUCUCAAAUUACAAUCGGAUUAUCGUCAAAAAGAAAUUGAUUAUGUGAAUACAAUGGAUGAUGUUAUACGUCAACGAGAAGAACUUCGUUUACAAAUAAAUCAGUUGAAACAACAGUAUGAACAAUUACAACAUGAAUAUCAAAUAUUAAAAGGAGAGCUUGAAUCUAAAGAAGAAAUUAAUAGAGAUUUAAAAUUAGCAUUAACAUCAUCAACAAACGAUACACAAUCAAUUUAUACACAAUUGAGACAUUUAAAUACAAGUUUAUCUGAUUUACAAAUUAAAUACAAUAGAGAUAUGAAAGAUCGAAAUGAUCAAAUUGAUCAAUGGAAAAUUGAAAAUAAAAAUUUAAUGACAACACAUGAAAUCGAAUUAGUUCAAGCUCGUCAAACAAUUGCCCAAUUACAACAAAACAAUAUUCAAAUAGAUAAUUUAAGAUCAACAAUUGAUAAAUUACAAUUAGAAAUUGCUGAGAAACAAGGUUAUAUUGAACAUAUUCAAAAUGAUCUUAGUGAACGUUCCGUGAUACACACAAAUAGAAAUACUCAAUUAUCUCAGGAAAAUAAGAAUCGUGCAAUAAAAAUAAUAGAAUUAGAACAAUCACUUUCACAUGAACAACAACGACGUACAGAUAUACAACGAUCACUACAAGAAGUACAAUUAGAUUUAUUAAAAGCAAAAGCAUCAGCGAAAGAAGCAAAUGAAAAAAAUAUUGAAUUAGAAAAACGUCUUCGUGAAGCAGACAAACGUUUUGAAGAAAGUUUACGAUCACAAUUAAUUGAAUGUACAGAACCAUCACGUCGAGAAUUAAGUUCAAUUCGAGUUGAAUUAAUAGCAAAAUCUGAACAAUUAACAGUCGCUCAACAGGCAUUGGAUGAAGAAAAAUUAAGACGACAACGUAUAGAAAUGAAAUUAAAACGUUUGAAAGAUGAAUAUAUUGUAUUACGAAAAGAGUUACAUCAACGAUCGGAAGAAAAUGAUAUAUUACAACAUGAACUAGUUGAACGUCAAUUUAAAAAUGAUUAUAAUAUGCACGUAACAAAUCAAACAACAACCACACUUCGAUCGAAUGAAAGUGAUCAACAACCAGCUACAACGGCUGUUCAGUUGUAUUUGAAAGAAAAAGCCGAUAAUCAACACUGGCAAUUGAAAUGUCGUACAUAUCAACAAAAAUUAGAACAUUUACAAAAAAAUUACGAAUUAGCCAAACAGAGAUAUAAACAACGUUUACAAGAAGAACGUGAUUCAUUUGAUCGUGCAAAAUCAAAGUAUAUGGAACAUGUACGCAAUGCUCAACGUGAUUUACAUGAUACUCGUAGUUUACUUGAAAAAGAGGCUGAAUGUAAAUUGAAUCAAGAACAAUCUUAUCAACAAUUAAUUGAUGAACGAAGACAACUAUUAACAAGUAUGGUUGAUAAAGAUGCAAAAGUACGUGAAAUGCGUCGAGAAAAUCUAUUAUUAACAUCAAAAAUACAAUUACUCGAAGAUCAAAUGGAAAAUUUAAAUGAUCGUGUUGAUCGUACGCUAAGAGAACGAAAUCAAUUGCGCCGUGAAAUUGCCAGUGUCCGAUUUGAUAGUAAUCUUUCUAUAGAGACAAGUUCUCGAUCAUCUCCCGUAACUAUUACAAGUGGUCCAUCACGUACAACUACCACACAUAUUGAAACAUCACCAUCAGGUUGGCAUAAUCCCGUUCAUUAUACAGAAUCAUUUGGUUUCAACGGAUUUAAUGAGACUAAUCCUUUUAGUACAACAACUACAAAUGUAUCUACAUGA